UGAGCCUACAACAGCUUCAUCGAGCACUGGGGGGAUGAACAAACGAUGGGUGGACGAUUAGCAUACGAGUCGUAUGAAUAUUUGAACUAUUUUUUGUGGUUUUGAACAAUGGGUGCUGGGGAUCGUUACAUUACAACUACAAAUGAGUAUUUUAAAACAUGGAACAAAGCUCGGGAGAAACAACAGAAUGCAGAGGAAUCCGCCGUUGAUGUGGACAGCAGCGAUUCGAGCACAUCCAAACAAUCCAGUGAGCACGGUGAUAUGAGCAACAAAACAGAUGGUGACGAAAAUGAAAACAAAAUAGAGUUCAAGACAAAACGACGUAGGAUAGUUGAUUUUGUUAAAUGCUGUGGAUGCCGUGCUGUUGAUCAAUUAAUCCGCAGUUGGGUUGUUCAUCCUUCGGAUCCUGGUUACUAUAACUGGCUAGCUGUGAUAUCAUGUGCCAUCAUGUAUAACGUCUUCCUCAUCAUUGCCCGAUCUGUGUUCUGGGACCUACAGGAAUAUUACGUGCACGUGUGGCUGCCCUUAGAUGCAAUCAGUUACAUAUUGUAUAUUCUAGACGUACUAGUACAGUUUAGAACAGGUUAUUUGGAGCAUGGCCUUAUGGUGACAGACUUUAAAAAACUUGCAAAACACUAUACAAAAACCUGGACGUUUAAACUGGAUAUCAUCAGUAUAAUCCCAUUCGAAAUUGGAUAUAUUUGGACUGGAGUUAAUACACCAGAAUUACGAUUUAACCGACUUAUCAAAUUUACUAGACUCCUUGAGUUCUUUGAUAGAACUCUCCGAAGAACAAAUUUUCCUAAUCUCUUCAGGGUUUUUAACCUUGUGUUCUAUAUAGUAAUCAUCGUUCACUGGAAUGCGUGUAUAUAUUUUGCCAUAAGCAACCAAAUGGGAUUUGGCGUUGACAAAUGGGUGUAUCCUAAUAUCUCUGACCCAAUUAACAGAUCUUUAUCAAGGAUGUAUAUCUAUUCAUUUUAUUGGUCCAGUUUGACACUGCUUACUAUAGGUGAAACCCCGCACCCAGAACAGGAUAUUCAGUUCUUGUUUGUUGUGUUCGACUAUCUCAUCGGGGUCUUGAUAUUUGCUUCAAUUGUUGGAAACGUCGGAUCUAUGAUUACCAACCUCAACGAGGCCAGGGCGGAUUUUCAGCGUAAACUAGACAGUGUCAAGCAAUAUAUGGAUGUACGUAAAGUAGACCCAGAUCUAGAAAAACGAGUAAUCAAGUGGUUUGAUUAUCUAUGGAGUAAUAAACAGACAUUGAACGAAGAGGCCAUACUCUCCGCUUUACCUGACACUCUUAGGGCUGAACUAGCGAUUCAUAUUCAUUUAGACACUUUGAAAAGAGUGAGCAUAUUCCAAGACUGCGAUCCUGGCUUACUGGUCGAGCUCGUCCUUAAACUUAAACUCAGUGUCUAUAGUCCAGGGGAUUAUAUAUGUAGAAAAGGAGAUAUUGGAAGGGAGAUGUAUAUUGUGAAACGUGGAAGGCUCACCGUUGUCGGUGAUGAUGGAAGCUCAGUUUUAGCAUCCCUACAAGAGGGAAGUGUAUUUGGUGAAGUAAGUGUUCUAAACAUUGUUGGAGCAAAGUCAGGUAAUAGGAGGACAGCUAAUGUCCGUAGCCAAGGGUACUCAGACCUUUUUGUGUUAUCUAAGCAGGACCUCUGGGAUACACUUAAAGAAUACCCGGAUGCAAAGGCUAAACUUAUAGAGAAUGGACGGAACAUUCUGAUGAAACACAAUCUUAUUGAUCCCGAAGCUGAAGUCAAGGAGAGCCAACGAAAGGAAUUGGCAACUGAGCAAUUGGGUGAACUUGAAGCAAGAUUCGACGUAAUGCAGAGACAAUUCUCCAGACUCAUCGGUGAUUAUAAAGCCACUGAAAAUAAACUCAAACGUCGAGUAGCUGUUCUUGAAAGAGCAUUCAAACUGCAGAAAACGCAACUUGAGCCAAUUGCAAAUGCUGACUAGUUAAUUUAGAAGAAUCAUUAUUCACUGUUUGUUUUCUUUACAAGUACUUGUUUUUAUCUCCAAUUUGGAGCAUCAUCACAAUAUAUGUUGAUCAAUGUAAAUGUUCUUUGAUUAAAUGAGUGAUGUUAUCCGUAGUUACAUUCCCAAGAACAGCUGACGAAUCCCUAAUUGCGGGAUAAGGUUUUGUAUGGACGUGGCAGAUAGGAUAAUAAUCGUGCAAUUUUCCAAUUAUAUAUGUUUGUUAAGAGGAGUGUCACGUUUGGGUGAAUUCUUAAAAUAGGUAGUCUGAGACUGAUUAUCACUCAAAUUGAGUUGUUAAUUAGUACGGUUUGUUGAAGACUUACAACAUGAUUAGCAUCAUCCUACUCAGCAUCCGAUAUGCCGCUUGCCCGCUUCUGAGUGGUCA
This is a messenger RNA of Owenia fusiformis, 2371 nucleotides long. NCBI's taxonomy places the organism in Eukaryota, Metazoa, Annelida, Polychaeta, Sabellida, Oweniidae. The record is from the annotation of a GenBank genome assembly.